AUGGCAAAAGAUAUUAGGCCAGAUGACAUUGGACACGGACGAGAUGCCCAAAGUCCUGAAGAUGCAGAAAAAAGAACCAAGCAGUAUCUUUCUAACUCGACCUUGUACCCCAAUGGAAAACUCAAGCUGGAUGGAAAGAUGGACAUCGUUAAACAGCGUUUUGAAGACUUCCGUGUCAAGGCCAAAGGGAUCCCCCCAAAGCCGCAUUUCUUCCUCGCCCAUCAGAUCCAUCUCGCGGAAGAUAAACGUUUCUGGCUCAUCGGAAGACGAGAUGGAUUCGAUCAAGUCCAGUACAUCAAUCCCAACGGCAAGGAACGGGACGGCCACGCGGGCAUGUCCAUGAUUCAUAUUAUGGGUAUCCCUAGGAACGACCCCAAGAGAGACGGCUCGCUGAGCCGCGAGCCGAUUUACAACGGCGUCUCCUUGCAUGCCAAGAACGCCGACGUCCUCGAGCACAUGAAGAAGACAUUCAAAUUCUGGUGGGAGAAGGAGCCCAACAAGCGCACGCGCAAGAACAUCAUCGGCGCGCAGGCGCGGGCGAUCGUGUGGAAGUUCAAGGAGGACGUCAAGGCGCUGGGCAACAAGGACGGGGUGGACGCGCAGACCAAGGCUGACAACGCCAAGAAGGGCGUGCAGGGCGAGUACCAGGGCGGCGCCGAGCUGCUGGACCAGGUCGAGGAGAUCCAGGAGAAGAGCUGCAUCUCGACGGCCGAGUUCCGGUACGAGGACCUGCACCGCUGGGACCGCUUCCUCGGCCUGCUGUGCAUGCACCUCCGCGGCCGCGCGCAGGUCAAGAAGAACCCCAAGUUGAGCCCGUCGGUGCUGGGCUGGCAGCACCCCGUCAAUCGCCUGCUCAAGGCCCACGAGAGCUACAAGCUGCUGAGCAAGUACGAGGAGGAGAAUGUGAUCCGGUUCGAGGACUUUGACUUUGCGCUGCACCUCCGGCCGGACAACAGCGUCGAUUAUCUCCACAUGCACAUCUUCCUCUGGCCUGCUCGGUACCGCAUCUACAGCUGUGUCAUCUGGGAUCCUCUGUACAAGAGCAUUGUUGAGGUUGCCAAGGUCGCUAUGCAGUACCCAGGCCCUGUGGGAGAGACGGCUGGAUCGUCUGGCUCGAACAAGCAGCAGCAGUCUGGGCAAGCCAAACAACUGCCAUGGGGAUUUGAGGAGCCCGACAACAAAGACGCCCAGAUCAAGGCGCUGAAGCACCGUAUCGAGCUCCUGGAACAGUACUGCAAGGCGAAGGGAAUCGGCCUGCCCCAGGACCAAGCCGCUGCCAAAGCUCAGCCACAACAGGCUCGAAUAGUGGCCCCCAGUGCCGCAAAGACAGUUGCUCAGCCGGGACACGGCAAUGCCCCAGCGAAGGGGUCGCAGCAGCAGAUAGCAGUGAGAUCUGACGCCAAGAAGGCAACGCAUACGACGAAGGCGGCAGGACAAGCUGGCAGUGCAACUGCCACUCGAUAG
This is a messenger RNA of Diaporthe amygdali, 1464 nucleotides long. RefSeq lists its product as uncharacterized. Bases 1 to 1464 code for a protein of 487 amino acids. NCBI's taxonomy places the organism in Eukaryota, Fungi, Ascomycota, Sordariomycetes, Diaporthales, Diaporthaceae. The transcript is spliced from 2 exons. The record is from RefSeq and is a predicted model, not a curated record.